CCCGCCAAGCGAAAUUCAAACUCCGCUUGGCGGGACAUGCCCCUUUGCCGCGCCCAUGUAAUAAGUCUGGUCUCAUUCCGACGAUCCAUUCUACUUCUCAGCAGAAUAUGGCCGCUGAUUCACAUGUCAUUGGGAAGUGCUUAUAAACCCCGAAGCCGACUGGAGGGCUGCAAGAAUGCCUUCGUUCAGUCUGCGGACCGGGGUGAGUUUCAGCUACACGGACAGUGGAGCACCCCGGAACCAACAGACGGACUAUGUGACGCUCAUCCUCCUGCAUGGGAUCAUUUUCCACAACGGAACAUUUGCUUCGCUUGCGGCGAUCGGCCCUUCGAACGGGGUCCGCGUCAUCGCCAUCAAUCGCCGUGGUUACCCAGGCACGACGCCUUACUCGGCGGAGGAGCUGGCUCUAUUCGUUAGCGGAAACGAGGAUGACAAGGAGCGGCUGCUGGCGGAUAUGGGGCGGGAUCUGGCGCUGCUGAUUGCUGAAUUGAUUACCUCGCUCUCCCUCCCGGCCUACGUUGCGGUGGUGGAAUGGUCUCUCGGAUCUCUCCAAGUGCUGUCGCUUGUGGCAUCCAUAGAAACAUUACCGCAAGACGCGCGUGGGACUCUCACGAGGUCGGUGCGCAGUAUGAUCCUUUUCCAGAGCCCAAGCGUUAUUUUUGGCGUAGCAGAUCCGCAAGGGUUAUAUAUCCCUCAAAACGAUCCUCAUAUUCCCGCCAAUGAGUUGGGAACCUUUUUCUCGCGUUGGGUCUCAAGCUUCUUCGUGCACGGAGAUCUAUCAACACGCGACGCAUGUGCUCUGACAUACGACCGUACGGACCCCCACCGCCUACCUACGACUGCUCGGAUUCCAAUGAACCACUUGACUGAUUUUGCUGCGGGCUUCAAGUACGACGCCACCCUUAUCUCCUCGUCUUUCAGUGGCGUAGCCGCAAAGUUGGUUGACAAAACGUUGUUUGACGUGCACGUGCGUGGCGAGCUGUUGAAGGACACAAGGUUCUUCGUGUUGUCUAGUUCCGCGGAUUCUUGGACCACGAUUUACGCCUCUUGGAAGCUGGAGGAGCGAAUGCUUGCCGAGGCGAAGCCAGAAUGUUCGAUCACAUUCAAGAUGGUCGAGGGCGCCAACCAUUUUUUCAUGAUCGAGGAUCCACAGGGUACAAUAGACUGCUUCAUGCGAUGUUGCGCGUAGAUUGAACGAAGCGUAGAUAUAUGUACGUGAGCGUGGGGAGCAGUGUAUGGAAGCCGUGUACCAUCAACAAAUUCAAACUCCG
Mycena citricolor is the source of this 1271-nucleotide messenger RNA. Lineage: Eukaryota; Fungi; Basidiomycota; Agaricomycetes; Agaricales; Mycenaceae. The record is from the annotation of a GenBank genome assembly.